This is a messenger RNA of Aphis gossypii (cotton aphid), 5304 nucleotides long. RefSeq lists its product as uncharacterized. The transcript is spliced from 4 exons. The record is from RefSeq and is a predicted model, not a curated record. NCBI's taxonomy places the organism in Eukaryota, Metazoa, Arthropoda, Insecta, Hemiptera, Aphididae. The coding region runs from base 315 to 1355 and encodes 346 amino acids.
AGUUGUAUUGUUGUCGUGUUACGCGCGACCCGGCUCGGCUGCGAACGCAGUACGCGCCCGUCGGCCCUAAAACGCACACCACCGUCGCAGCUAUUCUACCCGCUUUGGGGUCUCCGAAACGGAAGCGCGCAAAAGUGCGCGGCGCCACAAGUUGCAGGUGUCAGAUCCGUCGUCGUGACCAUAUUAUAAUCAUACUGCAAAAAACAGACACCACUGGACACCGCACACAUACUAUUUUUAACGGACGGCCAGGUCGCGGCAUACACCGUAAAUACCGUCGUGUGUGUGUGUGUGUGUUUGGUCGCGGUCGCACGAUGACAUCCAGCGACGGAGGACUGCAGUCUUGUCGCCGGCAGGACAAUCGGAGCGGCGGCGGUGCAGGCGUCGCAGGCCAAAAUCUGCCGAUAAUAAUGGCCACCGGCUGUCGGAUGCCGCGGUCGCCGUCCAGAGACAAGGACUUAUCCUCCAGGACCGCCGCCGCCGCCGCCGCCGCACAUCAACAGCAGCAGCCCUUCGCUACCACCGCCGUCGUCUUGAACCGCGUUACCAGCUCUUAUCCCGAAGCGUUUUUCAAAAGGAUGUCGCAGGACAUAACGAAUUCGGUGUGGUUCGAAGAGGAGAACGAUUUGAUAAAAAGCUGCGGGGCACUGCAGUCGGCGCUGGGUCUGUCCAAGAGCUUCAGCACCAGCGACAUCGCUGACGCGACCAACAUGGACACCGGAUGUUGGCUCGCGGACGCCGACGACGUCCGCAUGCCGCAUAGCGCUUCCGAACUGGCCAUCAACAAGUUGCGCAUAAACUCGGACGUGCUGCUGAUGGCCACCACCAUGCAGGGCCGGUUGGGCAAUACGUCGCGGUCGCUGUCCACGUGCGUGGUGGUCGGCGACAUGGCGUCCACGUCGCAGCUGCCGUCGCCGAGCCGGUACUCCAGCUCGUUGCACAACAGUUACGCGCCGUCCGCGUUCAGUCCCACUGACCUCGUGAGGUCCGUCAACAAAAAGGUGCGACAAAAUUAUAUUCAACGGCGUCUAUUGAUAACUUACAAGACAUUGGAACGUUUGUCACUGAGCGAAUUUAAUUUAGACAAGAGUUCCGGAGCCGAUCGUGUGCCAGACCAACCGCAGUUGUCUGAUCGCAAUGACGCGACUACAGCCACCGCAGCCGCGAGUUCAGGAAAAUAUUUGAGCGUACCGAAAACCGGUGGAAAGCCUCUGUGCCAGGACGACAUUGCCGUGUGCACCGACACUAUAAAACGAUACCAGCCGAAAGCGUUCACCCGAUACGACAGGAACAUGUUCAUAGUCAACUGGCUGGAUAACAUCGAUCCGCAACACACCGCUGCAGAAGAUCAAUAAACACACACACAUACUAAAUAAUUUUGAUAUAUAAUAUUAUAAUAAUGAUUAGAAAACUAGCUUGCUGCAAAAGUCAGACAAGUCAAUUUUUUGAAAUUUUUCAGUAUCAUAAAAAAAAAGUUUUAUGACUAAAAUAUUUUUAUUUUUAAUGAAAAAAAUUUUCAUAUUUUUUUUAAACAAAACAUUAAUCAAGUUUUGUUUUGAAAAGUGUAUUGCGUAUAUAGCCGUAUGCACACUGUUUAAACAUUAAUUAUGCAUUAUGUUGUUGAAUUUUUAUCAUUAUUUGUAGCAAAAAAAGAAAACCAGAUAAGACUAUUCGCUAUAAAUAAAAUUAUACGUCUAUACUUAUAUUUAACGGACUAAUUUAAACCCACUUUUAGGGUAUACUUGUUUUAUUCAUCGGAUAAGUGCAUUUUUGAAAAAAAUUGACUUGUGUGGUUUUUGCUCCAACCUUUUAAAUUUAAUUCUAUUGUUAUAGUAAAAUGCUAAAAUGCGCGCGCAACAACUACCUAUAUAUAAGAUAAAAGCAUCGAUAUUAAUAAUGCUAAAUAAAAAAGAAAAAUAACUGCUAUGUAUGGUAUUAUAAAAUAAUUAUUAUCUAUUUAUCAAUCAUUUAAUUAUUAUCUGAUUGUUGUUAAAUUGGUCAUGGUGAUCAUCACGGUCUUAUAAGACAGUGAUCAUCUACGUGAUCCAUAGUAUAUUAUUACGAACGUGCUAUAAUCAUAUUAUUUUAGAGCGAUUAUUUCUAAACGACUCGUUAAAUGUUGUAUUAUGCAUAUAGAGACAUGCGGGAUCUCUAUAAACAUGAUUUUUCACUUCCCGAAGUUAUUAAAUAUUUUAUAAAAGUAAUAUCGAGUUUGAAUAAUUAUUAAUUCGUGUUUGUUCUCGGGUUUCUCGACCUAUUUAAUACUAAGUGUGUGAUACAAACUUGAUACUAUUUAAGUAAUCCCCUUGCAUUUUUAUUGAAUAGAUGUUUUAUUAGUAAAAUUGGAGAAACAUAAUAUUAUGACCACAUUGCAUAACAUUUAAAUUCAAUAUUUAUAAAUAAAUCCAUGAAUCACUCAACGAAGAAGGUUUUAGGCAAACCACUUUGUUAUUCUGAUACUAUAUGCCUAUACGUUUCAUUAUAUUAGUAUAUUAAUAAGACUAUAACAUUCUAGCUACUUUAUUAUUAUCUAUAUAGUAUACAUCCUUGAGAAUAUUUACGAAAAUAAUUUGUCCUGUUGAGUAUUGACUUAAAACUAUAUUCCGUUACCUAUUUUAUAGAUUAUUAUUUUAUUUAAUAGGUACCUAUCUUAAUAUAUUUAUAUUUUUAUUACUAUGUUGAGCUAUAUCUUAUAAAUUAACGAUAAACUAAUACUUGGUAGAUUUAAGGAACAAUUCGAAAUCAAUAUAAUUACAUUAUAGAUGACUGAUAAGUUAAAUGGACUAAUGGCUAACUUAUUUAAAUUAAAAUGAUCAGUGAAUUUCUAAAGAAUUCAAAGUCAAUUAACUUAACAUUUUUAUUACAAUUUUUAAUAUUAUACUAUAAUACUAUAGGUUAAUCGACUAACAUGUAUUGAGAUGAAUGCUAGAAUUGGAAAAUAAAUAGCUAAUAAGAUACCAACUCUAAAAUGUUUUCAUUUUAACAAACUCCUAACAAUCUACUUUUAUAAAAUUAGUUGAGAUACGCUCAAAUAUUUAAAAACCAAUUUAAAUAUAGUACUAUAUCUCCUUAUAUUCUCUAUAUAUGACUAUAUCCAAUUCUAGCAUUGUACCUAUAACAGUAUUACGCUUUGAUACAUUUAGAAAAAGACUUAAGAAACUUGUUUUAAAAUAUAUAUUUUAUUAAAACAUGUAAAGUAAAAUAAAUAAUUUACAAAUCUAAUAUUUUAAUAACAAUAUUAUAAAAAUAUCUAAAAACAUUUUUUUCAUAUUUACAAUUUAUAGUGAAGCUCAUUAAUCAUUAUUAUUAUAAUAUUAUUAAAUAUCAAAUAAAUAUAAUUUAUAAAGUUUAAUUUAUAAUAGCUUAGGUAUUUACCCAUUCUGUAUGUCUUUAUAUAUUUUAAAUACUUGUUUUUACUCAUACAGUAUGAAGUGGCCAAGACCAAUUAGUGUUUAACUCAUAAUUUUAUAUCUUCAAUUUGUAUGAAAUUAUUUUGGCAAAAAGUUUUAAAUUGACAAAACACGAUUUUAUAUUUUGUUUAUAAUUUAAAAGUAACCUAUUAAUUAUAUGAAUUACCUAAAAGUUUUAAGUCUAUUUAAAAUGCGGCCUUAAAUCAUGUUACCGUUUCAAAUUUUUUUAUGUAUUUAAUUUAUAAAAUUAUAUUCAAUAUAAUCAUCUGACUAACUUUUAUACACCAGUUAAUUAAGCUUAUAUAAUCUUAAAAAUACUAUUUUUUUAUCUAGGCAAUAUUAUUCCAUUAUUGAAAUUUUAAUAAUAAUUGCAUCUAAUCAUCUAAUAAUAAAUCUUUUAAAAAUGCUAAAUCAAUUUUUUUCAUCUAACAUGACAGUACAAUUAAUAACAGUUACCUAUAAACUAAAAAAAAAAAUAAGAAAAUAAUAAUGUAUUACAAUUACUUAUUGAGCUUUAUGUAUCUUGAUAUCUUGUUGUAUUAUAAUAAUAUAUUGUUUAUACUUUGGACCCACUAUACCCAUCCUCUCUAUAGCCCUGUACUAUAGUGUACUAUACUACGUGUACCACAAAAACAAUUUUAUUUUACAGAUCCUGUUGAGUAUAAACUAAUUUUUUUUAUAAAUUAUUGGGUUAUUUAGACUAUAAUAAAUUUAUGUAUUUAUAAUAAAAUAAUAAAAAUAAAAGAUAAUUUGUUUAGAAUAUACGGUUUCAAGAAUUGACGUAAAAAGUUGAUCAAAUAUGCUUAUUGAUAAUGAUUUAAAUAUUUAUUAAGAACUUCAGUUAAAUAUAAAUUUGAAUUCAUUUCAAACAUCAUAAAACAUUGUUUGAAUUCCACUACUCUCUCAAUCUCUUCUAUAAGUUAUUUUUCAAAAUAAAAUGAUAAUAUUACUAUUUUUUUUUUUAUGACUUGAGUACAAUAUAUACAUACAUAAUAUGUAUGUAUCUUGAUACCUAAUACUACAAGCGAAAUUGAACGAAACCACCUACCUAUAUAUUUCUAAUUUUUUUUAUUAUUAUAAUCAAUCCAACAUGAUUUAGUACCUAUUCCUCAUUUUGAUACCCUACAAAAGUAGUUAGUUUUUAAUAAAGACUUUUUAAACUUAACGGUAUUUUAUAAAUCCGUCCAUUUAUUAAAAAAUAAUUUUUUCUAAUUUUAAAUACUCAAAACAUUCUAUUUAUAUUAUUGUUUAAAUUAUUAUUAAUAAUUAAUACCUGCAUUUAUAGGUUUAUAACAGAUUCGUUAAAAUAUAACCUAUAACCUCUAUAAAUCUAUUAUUGUAUUAAAAAAAAUUAAAUUUAUAAUAUUAUCUGUUCUUAAAAUUAUCGCUGAAAGCUUUAUAAUAUAGUAUUGUAUUAAUAUAAAGCUAUACAAAAUAAAAUAGUUAUUUUUUUUUUGAAGAUAUAACUUUGAAUUGUAUACCUACUUGAUAUUACCUAUAACUAAUUGCUUUUUUAAUACCUAUUUAAUUCUAUAAGUAUACAUGUGUUAUUUAUUUUUAUAGUACCUAUAGUAUACUUGUAUGUAUUUGCUUGUAUUUGAUUAUUAUCGUGAUGAAAAAUGUAUUCAAUAUUCCUACAUAAUAUUAUAAUAUUAAUUAUAUUGUAUUUAUAAUCUCUUUAUCUUAAAUGUAUUACAAUUGGUUAUAUUAUUGUUAUUAUUCAUAUUAUGUAUGGUGAAUAAUGUAUUAAUUAUAGGUACCUAUAUCAGUAUAAUAAAAGGUGGUUAAGUUUAAAAAAAAGUUAUACUUAAUAUAUCUAAUGAGUACCUUCUGGCUAUUAGUUAUGUAAUGAAUACUGUGAAUCAAUAAAAUCAAAUCAUUUAAACAAUUAUAA